Molecule: messenger RNA, 1665 nt
Organism: Diabrotica virgifera virgifera (western corn rootworm)
Lineage: Eukaryota; Metazoa; Arthropoda; Insecta; Coleoptera; Chrysomelidae
Exons: 3
Coding region: 337-1560 (407 amino acids)
Source: RefSeq, a predicted model, not a curated record
AUUUGUGUAGUGAUCAUUUACGAGAUAAUAAUAUUAUUUUAUAUAUUAUUAGUAUUGAGUAGUUUAUAAUCUUUCCAUUUGUUAAUUGUGUGUAUUUUUUAUGUUCGCGACAAAUGACAAUAUUUUUAUGGGAUUUUGCAAUAUUAGUACGAAUUUUUUGUAACGAAUUUUAAAUUUUAAUUAUAAUGAAUAAUUUGAUUCUGCAUACCAUUUAAUAAGAUUUAUCUCAGUGCUAUUUGGAUGUUUUAAAAUAUAGGGCUCUCCUCUUGAUGUGUAAGUGAACAGCUGUAAAAAGAUUAGUGUGAAGUAUUCUGCCAAAAGUGAAUAAAUCUCGAGAUGUUUUCCAAUGGUGUACUACAGUCUUGGAUCCAGCGGUCAAUAGGUACAGAAAACUUUAGUUUCACUGUUGAAAAUACGACUCAAAAAGGUGAGGGUUACAUAGGGGAUCUAUUUUUUGUUAAAAUUGAUUUACAACAACCCAUUAAUGAAAAAGACGUUCUUCAUCUGGUCGUAAAGACAAACAAGAAGAAUCCUGGAGCAGAAAAAUCUGUUGCUAUAGUGCAAGAGCUUUGCCAGAGAGAAGUGUUCUUUUACAGCACAAUUCUUCAAGAAUACCAGCAAUUCCAACAAAAUGAUAAAAAGCUUACAGUUCUUUUCGACAUAGUACCCAAGUGUUAUAAAACGUUUUCGGAAAAUAACAACGAAGUGAUUAUUUUAGACAAUUUAAAGAAAGCAGGCUAUAUGCUACAUCCAAGAGAACAACCCAUGAAUAAUGCCCACCUGGAAAUGGGCCUGAGAUCUUAUGCAAAGUUACAUGCCCUAUCUUUCGCUCUAAAAGAUCAAAAGAAAGACAUAUUUGAAAGUGUUUCAAAGAACUGCAAUUCUUUAAUACAGGAGAUGUUUUUAAAUUUUCAAACAAUUUUUGAUACAAAGACAACGGCGUUAGUAGAAACUCUCAAAGAAGCUGGUAGACCUGAUUUGUCGAGCAUAUUUGAAAAAUAUAUAAACGAGAAAAGCAUUUAUCACAGAUUUAUGGAAGUGUGUAACACUAUUUCCAAAGAUCAAGCAUUAAUCCAUGCUGACUGCCAUAAUGGGAAUAUGAUGUUUCAAUAUAAGGAUAAUGAUAAAUCAGUUCCACAUCACAUGGUUUUGAUAGAUUUCCAAGCAGUUUGUCUUCAUUCACCAGUAAUCGAUCUGUCCUAUUUUAUUUACAUUAAUUUACCACCAACUGAUUUUCCAAAACUCAAAGAUUUUGUGGAAUAUUACUAUACUGAAUUUUGCUCAUACUUAAAAGAAUUAGGUAGUGACGCUAACAAGGUGUUUCCACGAAGCGUUUUUGAAGAACAUUUAAAAAAAUACCUGCCAUAUGGAGUACUUAUAACACUACCUUUCUUGGAGUUAUUAUACCUUGAUAGUGAUGAAACGCCAGAGCUGGUUGAUGAAGAAAGCAAUGAGUUCCUUGCAGCUUUCAAUAAAAAAUUAAACAUAAAAUCACGAGAUGAAUAUUUGAUACGUAUAGCGGCACUGGUGGAUAGCUAUUUUAAUGGUCCACAUGCGUAAAGAAAAACUUACCCUGGAUUUUUAAUCAAUAUUAUUAGUCCUCUAUGAGUUUACAAUAUUUGUAACAAUGAUUUCAAUAAAGUAUUAAUCUAUUUUUCAACACUA